GACUACAAAUUCUAAAAUAUGUUACUUCACCGCGACUCCAAUUCUCCUUGUUUUGAUGAUGUUUUGUUGCAGACCAGCUGCUAUGUUCAAUGAUGCUGAAAAGAAAGGCUUAUUAACUCCUGGAGUGAAAACUCUGAUAGAGCCAACAUCAGGAAACAUGGGAAUCAGCAUGGCUUUUAUGGCCGCAGUGAAAGGGUACAAGAUGGUUUUGACCAUGCCGUCUUACACGAGCUUGGAGAGAAGAAUGUGUAUGAGAGCCUUUGGAGCUGAGUUGAUUCUCACUGACCCUCCAAAAGGGAUGGGAGGAACUGUCAAGAAGGCUUAUGACCUUUUGGAAUCCACUCCAAAUGCCCUUAUGCUCCAACAAUUCUCAAACCCUGCCAAGACUCAGGUACAUUCUGAAACUACAGGACCUGAGAUAUGGGAGGAUACUAAUGGAAAAGUUGACAUCUUUGUAAUGGGAAUUGGUAGUAGAGGCACCAUCUCUGGGGUUGGACAGUAUCUCAAAUCUCAAAACCCUGAUUGUAAAAUAUAUGGAGUGGAGCCUGCUGAAAGUAAUAAUAUACUAAAUGGUGGUAAACCAGGUCCUCAUUCGAUUACUGGAAAUGGGGUUGGAUUCAAACCCAAUAUAUUGGACAUGGACAUAAUGGAAAGAGUUCUUGAGGUGAGUACCAAAUAUAUAUAGCAUAUAUAUGCCUUUUAUAUGGCUUGCUAAAGAGUCCAUUUUUAUUGAUUUUGUUUAUUUACAUUUUGUAUUUUGUAACUCUUUGAGUCCAAGUAUAAUACAAAUAUUUAUUGUUUAUACGA
This is a messenger RNA of Rosa rugosa (rugosa rose), 807 nucleotides long. RefSeq names its product L-3-cyanoalanine synthase 2, mitochondrial-like. Gene Ontology annotation, molecular function: cysteine synthase activity. The transcript is spliced from 5 exons. The record is from RefSeq and is a predicted model, not a curated record. NCBI's taxonomy places the organism in Eukaryota, Viridiplantae, Streptophyta, Magnoliopsida, Rosales, Rosaceae. Gene Ontology annotation, cellular component: cytoplasm. Bases 56 to 685 code for a protein of 209 amino acids.